AUGGACUCCAUUCUGGCAAGUCAUGCAAGCCAAUGCAAGCAGGUCACUGCGAAUGUCUCCUGUGAAAACACUCGUUUCUCCCAGUUCCAAUUGUUGGGUACCGGAACAGUGGGAACGUUACUUGGCUCAAGGGUCUUAAAAUGUCUGAAACACUUUAACAUGCCCAGGCUCCGGCUCCGAAACGCAACUGCAGGAGCUUUUGCUUUGCUUUGGACUGCCCAGGCACUCUCAGGGAGGUCUAUGACUGGUGCUGAGCUUUACAUGUCCCCCGAAGGAUCACCCCAGCGUGUACCCCAGGCUUAUGGAGGUCUAUUUUUGGAAAGCUCCGGCCCAGGCUUCUCCAGCAUUGGCAGAAAGCAAUCGCUGGCUGGCGUGCUCAGAAGGGUACUUCUGAGAGCUGAGCGAAGUUGUAAUUGCACGUGGCAAUGCCAGCUACCAGGCGGACAGCCCGGCCACUCCGGUUACUCCGGAUGCUCCGGACAAGUCCUUGUCAUCGCUGCAGGGGACAGACACGACCCCUCGGCGAGCUUUAUGGCAGACCUCGUCUAUCCAGACGGCGUUUCGAUCUCUCAACAGAACAGACCUGUGGCGGAUCCAGAGCAGCCAAGAUCAGCCAAGCUGAAUCUGCCGAGAUGCGAUCGCCGCGAGCACGCCUGUAGCGAAAUGCACGAACGAGCAUAUGAUGCAGCAUAUGGGAUCAAAGGGCGGUUCCUGGGGUUUGGGGGAAGACCAGUUAUGCCAGCAGCUAUGGCGUCGGUGGCAGCCAUGUGUUCCAUGGAUGAGCUCUCCUCAUCCGUGGAUGCGGUGGAGCAGCAGCUGGAUGCUCUCCAAUCACUCCGUAACGAUGUGGAGAUGUUUGCGCAGAAGAUGAAGAGCAAGCUCAGCAGUAUGGAAGAUGCACUGCAGAAGAAGGUGGAAGACGUGUCAGAAGAAGAGUACGAGCCACAGAAAUCUGCGAGAGUCUUUGUCACGCAGACGACCACGCUUCUGAGCAACACGAAAGAGGCCAAACUGCACAAUCGGUGGAUUCGGUUGUCUAUGGAGGCAGAGGCCUUGCUCUCACUCUCCGAGUACCGGCGUUCGCCUUCCAAGAGAGGGACCAGAUCUACUUCUGAAAUCAAGGAGCCAGAGUCUGCACAUCGCACGCGCUUGCUUCAUCCUCUUGGCAGAGUCCGGGUGGUUUGGGAUAUUUGUGGUCUUUUGCUGCUUAUGGCUGAUACCUUCCUUUUGCCCCUCUCCUUGGCCUUUGAGUUGAGCUCGGGUACUCAAGACACUGGCAGUUUCUUACUGCUCUUGAACUACCUUGGUGGCAUGGUCUUCUGGACGGUGGACCUCUUCAUGAAUUUGAACACUGCCUUCUAUGAGAGGGGCGCCUUGGUUUUCGAUCGCGUGGCCAUCUUGAAGCAUUACUUGAAGACGUGGCUUCUGCUCGAUCUUGCUGUCGUUUCUUUGGACUACGUUACCUUGGCAAAUGUCCUGGGUGGUGAUGCUGGAGGAGACCUCCAGGUCUUGCGCUUCAUGCGCGUCGCUCGAGCCUUGCGCUUGCUGCGCUUGCUGAAGAUGGGACGCUUUGACGACAUGAUGCAAGAGAUUGCCGCCUCCACAGGGCGCCAGUGGAUCAUGCUGGUCGUCGCCAUUAUCAACACAACAGUGGCCAUCCUCUGCAUCGCCCACGUGAUGACGUGCGCUUGGGUGGGCAUUGUUCUCUACACCGAUCGAGAGGAUAACUGGCUGACCUUGUCCGCCAUGGCAAAUGCAGAGCCAGGUUCGGAUCCUUCCUUGGAUCCGGUGCUGAAGUACUUGCAUGCCUUUCGCUUCAUCCUCAACGCGCCGUCGCCACCUUUACUGGCAAAGGACAGUGUGGUGGAGCGGGUCUUUGACAUCCUGACCAACAUCUUCACCUUCGUGGUAAUCGGCGGUACCGUCUCCAAAUUAGUCGGGACUGUCUCGGAACUUCGUAGCAUGAACGCCGCGAAGUCCAGGCAGCGCAUCGACUUGCGCCUCUAUCUCCAGAGCCAAGAUGCAUCGUUCGAGCUCAUUUCGCGUGUCUUAAAGUUUGCUGACUACAAGCUUGACAAGAUGGUGCCAGCAACUUUCGAUCCAACCUUGAUAUCUCACACCUUGCAGACGGAGAUCUCCGUGAACCAGAGGGCCCGAUUUAUCAAGAUCGUUCCCAUCUUCGACUUGACCUGGCAGCUCUGGCCAGAGGUCUUUUCAAGCAUUUGCGUGGUGCUUCGAAAGGUCGUGUGUGAGCAUCAUGAGGAGGUUUUUACUGCUGGUGACUUGUCCACCUUGCUCUACGUGACAGUCACGGGAGAGUUCCGCCACGUUGAGGGCUUUGAAGGGCAGGGUGAAGUCACCGAGCUUUCAGGUGUGAACUACUUGGAGGAGCUCAGCCUGUACGUUGAUGCCCUCGCGCAUCAAUCUUCGUUGAUUGCUACCAGCUUUGCAGAGAUGUUCGUGCUCGAUGGUGACGGGUUGGUGGAGUGCUUGCAGCACACACCCACCUGUGCUGCCAUGUUCGUGGAAUAUGCCAAAGAGCUCGUCGCGAUAAUCAAGAAGAUCGGUGAGAAGGCCUCGCUCAACUUUCAGAUCGAGCUCUCCGAGUCAUGCGCAAAGAAGACCCAGACAUAUCAGGACCUGUACCCAAACCUAUCUACACGACUCGAAAACGUCGACCUUUCACACAUCCUCCCGACGGAGCACAGUCCCCAAUCGGAUUCUCUUUCUCCCGUUGCAUUCACAUCUUCGUCAAGUGAGACGGACGCGCAGACUUUUGUGCCGGCGUGGGGCACGGCGCUGCGAUGGUUCAUCGAGACUGGCUGGCCAGACAAGCUUACCAUUUCCGACCUUCCCGAGCAGCUGCAGACGAGCAUCCCAGAAAUCUCGCCAGAAAAUGGGUCCCACGUGCUUUUCGAGCAGGGCUUUGAAAGAGAUCGAGCCGAGUCUUCUUGCAUCUGUGUGUUGGCCUUAGUACACGACCGCUACGACAUCUUCACGAACGUGCAGCCGCCCCCCGCAAAGCUUCUGACGUCCCAAUGGGACCAGCUUCAGCACAUCAUGAGAUGGAUCAGUCCCACCGAGGAGAAGAUCCAUGCGGUGCUGGUUCUCCUCGCAAUCCGGUCCUUGGGAAAGUGCAAGAGGCUGGCGAACCAAGUGUGGCUGUCUGAAAGCAGCCCAGAAAACGUGGUGCUCCAUUUGAUUGACAGCUGCAAGAACGUCGUGCCCUCCGUGCACGGUUUGACUCCGGAGGGCUUGAUGCAUGCCAAAGGCGCUCUAAUGUUGCACUCAAUCUUCAAUCUGGCACAGAUGUUGCAAGGUGAAAACGUUCCUGCCAACGUGUUCCAGCUGCAGGAGAACGUGAAAAGGGAUGGCUCUGAGGUACUUCGCUUCUACAUCCUCUUCCUGCUCGGCUUCAUGAGCGGCCUCGCUGCCGGGCGAGGCUCUAAAUUCCUGACGGCAAAGCGUGCAGAAAGCGUCAUCGACGCCAUCCGCAUGCUCAAGUACCUUCUUGAGGACUCUGCCUGCAGCAUCUAUUGGGGAUUCCUCGGGGCUCGGGCGAACGUCUUGAACGUCCCCUUCGAGACUGCGGAAGACUUGGUUCUGCUGCGUCUGGCUUGCCUUUCACGCGUGGAAGAUCGAAGUGGCUACCGGCAGCUGCAGGUAGCCUGGCGCACGCUUGGUUCCGGUGAACAGACUACGUUGGUUCAGCAUUUCCUCGCCGAUGGCAUUGAAGAUCUGGCAAUGGUGUUCGAGUUCCUGCCAGACUGCGUGGCAAACGCUGUUCGCAACCCAGCUAUCGGCUUGAGCUGUCUACUGGAGCUGCUGGUCAACCUCAUUCACAUGUUGCAGCCGGCGGCAGCCGGAAUGUUGGCCAAUAUGCCCGGAGCACAAGUUGUUCUUGUGAACCUCUCCGACAUGAGUGAGUUCAUCGCAAGCGUUCGCAACCGCUUCAUCUUUGAGACUUGCAUCUCCCGAUGCAAGGUCAACUUUACCAAUGGGCGAGUUCAACUGGAGAUGACCGGCAGCAACUGGGCUCGCGUGAAUGAACCAAAUUCAGAUAUUACAAGCUUGGCGUACGGCGUCAAGGAUGUGCUCCAGAAGCAGAGAUCUUUGGAGACCCAGAUCCUGACAAAGCUUCGCGCUGGACCAGUGGAAACAUUCGAUGUGUAG
Symbiodinium natans is the source of this 4173-nucleotide messenger RNA. NCBI's taxonomy places the organism in Eukaryota, Dinophyceae, Suessiales, Symbiodiniaceae. The record is from the annotation of a GenBank genome assembly.